Colletotrichum spaethianum is the source of this 1506-nucleotide messenger RNA. RefSeq names its product maltose permease MAL31. The coding region runs from base 1 to 1506 and encodes 501 amino acids. Gene Ontology annotation, biological process: transmembrane transport; carbohydrate transport. NCBI's taxonomy places the organism in Eukaryota, Fungi, Ascomycota, Sordariomycetes, Glomerellales, Glomerellaceae. Gene Ontology annotation, cellular component: membrane. The transcript is spliced from 4 exons. Gene Ontology annotation, molecular function: carbohydrate:proton symporter activity. The record is from RefSeq and is a predicted model, not a curated record.
AUGACGCUCCUCGAGGCCGUCAGGACCUACCCGAAGGCCAUCGGCUGGUCCGUCCUGCUCUCUUCGACGCUCAUCAUGGAGGGGUACGACCUCGCCCUCCUGGGGAACCUGUACUCGUCGCCGGUUUUCAACGAAAAGUACGGCGUCUGGAGCGAGGCGCAGGGCAAGCACGUCGUCUCGGCGGCGUGGCAGUCCGGGCUGUCCAAUGGCGCGCGCGCGGGCGAGGUGUUUGGGCUGAUCAUCGCCGGUUGGGCGGCGGAUCGGUAUGGGUACCGGGUCACGACCAUGGGCUUCCUGGUGUUGAUGAUUGCCUUUGUGUUUGUGCUGUUCUUCGCACCCAACGUGCAGAUCCUGGUGCUCGGGGAGGUCCUCUGCGGAAUUCCAUGGGGUGCUUUCCAGAGCAUCACGCCCGCCUACGCCUCCGAGGUCGCUCCGGUCGUCCUCAGACCGUACCUCACCACCUUCAUCAACAUGUGCUGGGUCAUUGGUCAAUUCUUCUCCGCCGCCGUCAACAAAGGCUCGUUCCACCACAAGGACGAAUGGGCCUACAGAAUCCCCUUUGGAGUGCAAUGGGUGUGGCCCGUCCCCAUCCUCAUUGGCCUUUUCUUUGCCCCUGAGUCUCCCUGGUGGUACGUCCGGCACAACGACAGGGCGGCGGCCAAGCGCGCCCUCCUCCGCCUGACGUCGCGAAACCAGCCCAACUUCAACCCGGACGAGACCAUCGCCAUGAUCGAGCACACCAACGAGAUGGAGAAGCGCGUCAAGGAGGGCGUCACCUACCGCGACUGCUUCCGCGGCGUCGACCUGCGCCGCACCGAAAUCGUCAUCGGCAUCUGGCUCGUCCAGACCCUCGGCGGCCAGAACCUCAUGGGCUACUUCUCCUACUUCCUCACGCAGGCCGGCAUGGACCCCGGGAACUCCUUCAGCCUGUCCAUGGGCCAGUACGCCCUCGGCAUGGUCGGCACCGCGGGCUCUUGGUUCCUCAUGCACCGCAUCGGCCGUCGCACGAUCCACUUCUCCGGGCUGUGCGCGCAGUUCGCCCUGCUGCUCAUCGUCGGCUGCCUCUCCUUCUCCCGCGCCAACGCCUCCGUCUGGGCCAUCGGCGCCAUGCUCAUUGUCUUCACCUUUGUCUACGACUUCACCGUCGGGCCCGUGACCUACUCCCUCGUCUCGGAGCUGUCGUCCACCCGCCUCAAGAACAAGACCAUUGUCAUGGCGCGCGCCGGCUACAACGCCAGCAACAUCUUUGUCAACGUCAUGACAAACUACCAGCUCUCCUCGACCGCGUGGAACUGGGGCGCCCGCACGGCCCUGUUCUGGGCCGGUACCUGUCUGCUGUCGUCCGUCUGGGUCUACUUCCGCGUGCCGGAGCCCAAGGGCCGGACGUACGCCGAGCUGGACCUGCUCUUCGAGCACAAGGUCCCCGCUAGAAAAUUCGCCGGCACCAAGAUCGACCCCUACUCACACGAGCUCGGCGGCGAGAAGAAGCUGACCGAGGAGCAUUGA